This is a messenger RNA of Arvicanthis niloticus (Nile rat), 5047 nucleotides long. The record is from RefSeq and is a predicted model, not a curated record. Lineage: Eukaryota; Metazoa; Chordata; Mammalia; Rodentia; Muridae.
UUUCCAGCUUAGCGGCCCCGUGGGAAGGGAGCGCGGGCCACCAGAGCCGCCUCUGCCCGCAGGAGCGACCGGCUGGGUGUUCACUCUCGGCCCUCACCCGCCACCCCGGGCGCUGAGCAGAGCUUUCCGCGCGGCCUCGGUGACCGCGGCAGCCCCUCCUGUCACCUCCCCCCUGCCCCUUCGGGAGCUCUCAGCCCGGCGGCCGUGGCCAAAGGAGGAGGAGGAGGGAUCGCGGCGCGGGCUGGUCUGGCCACCUAGCCCCGCGCGCCCCGCCCCUGCGCGCACUCCCUCGCCGGCGAGCUACUUUCGGACAAGGAAAGUGAGGGCGGCCCCGGGUGACAGCGCGGCGGCGCCAGUCCCGGGAAGCCGCGUCUGUUCGCGUGUCGCCCGUCGCACGGUCCAGACCCCGCCAUGGCUUCGACCACCACCUGCACCCGGUUCACCGACGAGUAUCAGCUCUUCGAGGAGCUCGGAAAGGGGGCAUUCUCAGUGGUGAGAAGAUGUAUGAAAAUCCCUACUGGACAAGAGUAUGCUGCCAAAAUUAUCAACACCAAAAAGCUUUCUGCUAGGGAUCACCAGAAACUGGAAAGGGAAGCUAGAAUCUGCCGUCUCUUGAAGCACCCCAAUAUUGUGAGACUUCAUGACAGUAUAUCAGAAGAGGGCUUCCAUUACUUGGUGUUUGACUUAGUUACUGGUGGUGAACUGUUUGAAGACAUAGUGGCAAGAGAAUAUUAUAGUGAAGCUGAUGCCAGUCAUUGUAUACAACAGAUUCUAGAGAGUGUAAAUCAUUGUCACCUAAAUGGCAUAGUUCACAGGGACCUGAAGGUCAGUAUAUGGAGUCCAUAAAUCUGAAUCAAAGAAGUUUCUUUGGUUUUAUUCUUCUGGGGAAAGGGCAGAGGUCGGGGGGGUAUUUCAAAUGAUGUUUAAAAUGUCUUUCCCAACUCUAUCUUGAAAUGAAUAAUGAAUGACAAUGCAUGAUGCCUCUUCAGUUUGCUCAUCUACAGGCUACAUAUACAUCAUAGCAGGAAGGGGAGAACAACAUCAAUCCAACACCCUACGUUUCCAAGCAAUAAAUUACCAGAGUCAGUUUGAGGGCAGGCUUUCCUGAGUUGUCCAGCAUUGGCCUGGAAUGAACUUGGUCUGUGAUGUAUGUCCGCCUGUAGAUUUAAACACCACUUCUGUUCUGAGACCGUGGGUUGCUGAAGCAGGACGCUGACUACACAUUGCUCACCUGAGCCUGACGAACCCUAGGCAAAGGGUAAAGAUUGCCAGCUAGACUACAUACAGCACAAGAAGUCCAUGAUUGUCAAAAUGUCAUUGUGUGUCCUCAUUCAAACCUAAUGGCACCUCGAGUGCUAACGGGUCUUGUAGAACCAUACUGGAAAAAUGGGAAAGACUUGACAAAGAGUUUAUGUGUAUGGAGUGGUAGCAGACCACAACUACAGAGAUAACGUUUGUGUUCCUGUUCAAUUCUGGAAGAAUUUAUAGCCAGGAAAUGAGCCCCAGAACAAAAUGAUAUUGUCCACAUAGAUUGACAUCAUGACUCACAGCUGGUAAUAUUCUCAUUGUUCUGAGGUAGUAGUCACGCUCCCGGAGCAAUGUGUUUCUCUAACUGAAGGAGUUAAAAUACAACACUAGUUGUCCACUAGCUUUGCUCUUUAACCCGGUCUCUCUGCGGGUAUACAGACAGUGAGUGUAAGCUUGGGAACUAACACACGCCCCCUGGUGUUUGCAUGCAGUCAUUGCAUUCAGCAGAUCCUGGAGGCUGUGCUACACUGCCAUCAGAUGGGCGUAGUCCAUCGGGACCUGAAGCCUGAGAAUUUGCUUUUAGCUAGCAAAUCCAAAGGAGCAGCUGUGAAACUGGCAGACUUCGGCUUAGCCAUAGAAGUUCAAGGCGACCAGCAGGCGUGGUUUGGUUUUGCUGGCACACCUGGCUAUCUUUCUCCAGAAGUUCUGCGUAAAGAUCCUUAUGGAAAACCAGUGGAUAUGUGGGCAUGUGGCGUCAUCCUCUACAUCUUGCUGGUGGGAUACCCACCCUUCUGGGAUGAAGAUCAGCACAGACUGUAUCAGCAGAUCAAGGCUGGAGCUUAUGAUUUUCCAUCACCAGAAUGGGAUACAGUGACACCUGAAGCCAAAGACCUCAUCAACAAAAUGCUGACCAUCAACCCUGCCAAACGCAUCACAGCCGCUGAGGCCCUGAAACACCCAUGGAUCUGUCAACGCUCUACUGUUGCUUCCAUGAUGCACAGGCAGGAGACUGUAGACUGCUUGAAGAAAUUUAAUGCUAGGCGGAAAUUGAAGGGCGCCAUCUUGACAACUAUGCUGGCUACGAGAAAUUUUUCAGCAGCCAAGAGUUUGUUGAAGAAACCGGAUGGGGUUAAGGAGUCAACUGAGAGCUCAAACACCACCAUUGAGGAUGAAGAUGUGAAAGCGCGAAAGCAGGAGAUCAUCAAAGUCACUGAGCAACUGAUUGAAGCAAUCAACAAUGGGGACUUCGAGGCUUACACAAAAAUCUGUGAUCCAGGCCUCACUGCCUUUGAACCUGAAGCACUGGGCAACUUAGUGGAAGGGAUGGACUUUCACAGAUUCUACUUUGAAAAUGCUUUGUCCAAAAGCAACAAACCAAUCCACACUAUCAUCUUGAACCCACAUGUACAUCUGGUAGGGGAUGAUGCAGCCUGCAUAGCGUACAUUCGGCUCACACAGUACAUGGAUGGAAGUGGAAUGCCAAAGACUAUGCAGUCAGAAGAGACUCGAGUGUGGCACCGCCGUGAUGGGAAGUGGCAGAAUGUUCACUUUCAUCGUUCGGGGUCCCCAACAGUACCCAUCAAGCCACCCUGUAUUCCAAAUGGGAAAGAAAACUUCUCAGGAGGCACCUCUUUGUGGCAAAACAUCUGAAAACCAUUCACAUUUGGGUCUUCUAAUUAUCAACAGUGCCACUUCUUCAUUCUGUCCUCAAGGCACCAGGCGGGUGAUCCUGGGACGUCCUCUCCUCUUCAUGCAUGUUUCUGAGUGCAUGAAGUUGUGAAGGUUCUACGUGUAAUGCAUAUGUGACACGUCAUCUUAUCAUGUGACACGUCAUCUUAUCAUGUAUUCCCUCCUGUACAUUGUUUACACUCCAGCUACCGGAUGGGAUGUUCCAUGCAAACUUUGAUUACUGCUGGCAAACGAUAGCGGGACAAGACAAUUCCACAAUACUCCAAGUUCAGCUGAUCCAUCAGGUUUCCCCGUGUAUGCCAAGAUAAAAAAGACUUAACUAAAAUUACUGUUCUAUGACUGACAGUAUGUAUGAGGAAAGGAAAUCUUUCAAGAAUGCUGCCGUUAAUCUGUUUGGGCUUUUCAUUGGGAUUUUGGGUUUGGUUUUUUUUUUUUUUUUUUUUUUUUUUUUUCACUUCUAAGGCAAAUAUAUGCCUUCAGUUCCUGGUGUGAUGCUGGUAGAAAUGAAUGGAUGGCCUUUCUCUGAAAGUGUUGGUGUUGGAUAAAUGGAUGGUUAUGUGAGCAAACUCCUGUGUGAUUGUAGGAGCAAGAAACAUUUGGUGUUCUACCAUCAAAGCCACGUUGAUUUGGGUCAAACUAUGUAUACUGGAAAAUUUCACAUCAUUUACUAGUUUGAUUGCUUUCAGAUCGGCACAGUGCUGGUGAAGGCCUGGCACUGAUUUUGGUUUUUCUUUCUUAAAUCUGUGUUCUGUUUUCACUGUAUACUAUUUGCUCCUUUUCUUUGUAUUUGUUUUAUUUUUCCAUUAUUUUCUUUAUCUCUCUCUCUCUCACUUUCUCUCUUUCUUUCAUGUGUUUAUCUUUCAUUCUAUAGCUGGUAGUGUGUAAAAACAGUAACAUUUGCAUAUGAAGUUAAAAUAAAAAUCAAGGUCUUUUAGAGGAAGCUAAAACUAGCACUUCCAGUCUCUCCAGGGCUGUGGAGUUGUGAGAAGAUUAAAUCAAUAUUUAAAGAAACGAAGAAUAAAUUCAGCUUAGGCUCCCACUUGUGUGUAGGAAUCCUUGCUAUGUUGAAAAUGUUGGGAUUGUUGAGACUGAUGCUAACAGCAAUAAGAGCCUUCUACACGGUCCUGAUUCUUCCCAACUAGAGAAACUGAAGACCAAAUGGAGGAGGAUCAUGGUUAUGUACGAAGCACUUGUUUUGAACCUUCCUGAAGCAGAGGGCAUUUACUGCCUCACUUUCACUAGCUAGCCACAUGAGGAGUGUUCUCCUUCCUCCUAGAGGUUGAACUUGAUCUUUGUGACUCGUGCAGUUCCUGCUUCUCUCUUGAGUCACAGUAGCAUCCUCCUGCCAGGAGUUAGGAUUUGUCCAGCUUAAAACAAAGAGGAAAAGGAAAUACCCCAGUUUUCUUUUCAUUUCCCGUUGGUCUCACGGAGGCUGUUUCUCUGUGCUGAACUGCUUUAUGGUGCAUGGAAUCUCCAUCAGCUUUACCUCCAGCGUAGCUGCUCACACUCCUUAGAAGCCGAUUUUUAAAGCAGAAGCAAAAAAGCAAAAAUAAAACACCCCCUUCCCCUCUUCUUCCUCAUUUCACCUUUUGGUGUUGACUGCUCAUCACUUUAGAUAUAUUGUUGCUAGUGAAUGUAUGAUAGAUGGGUUGAAGCUUUUCUCAUAAUUAUCACAUGAUUUAAAAAAUAUAUAUUUAAAGCAAAUAUAUACAGUAAAUGUAUUGAGCCGUGUUAACCUGCCAAUGAGAUCUGUGAAAAACGUAAUGGCCUCACUUUUCCCUUUUGAAUUUCUUUUACCUUUCUGUGAAGCAGCUCUGUGUGGCAUACAUGUAUUUAAAAACACAAAUAGUGGUAGAACAUUUUUUUUUCUUUUUUACACUUUUAACUUAGCAUGUGGUGUUGAAGUAUUAUCAUAGAUCCAGUUUGUCUUCUGCACUAAGAUGUGAGGAAAUCGUGAUUUGUUCUCUCCAGCACAGUGGAAUUACACCUUCAUCAUCUAUUAUUUGGAAAACACUGCAGUUUACCAUGGGACACUGUAUAUAUUUCUUGCCGUAAUGGUAAAUGACUGAUUGAUAUAUUUAAGAGUUAAUAAAUUUGUGAUUUCUGCUGA